Messenger RNA from Cladophialophora psammophila CBS 110553, 2277 nucleotides. Its product is annotated as serine/threonine protein kinase. The transcript has 3 exons. The record is from RefSeq and is a predicted model, not a curated record. NCBI's taxonomy places the organism in Eukaryota, Fungi, Ascomycota, Eurotiomycetes, Chaetothyriales, Herpotrichiellaceae. Gene Ontology annotation, molecular function: protein serine/threonine kinase activity; protein binding; ATP binding. Gene Ontology annotation, biological process: peptidyl-serine phosphorylation; peptidyl-threonine phosphorylation. Bases 1 to 2277 code for a protein of 758 amino acids.
AUGCAUCCGGCAUCGAGAGUCAAUCAAUCCCUGAACGGCUUGCGUAAUCCGGUUGAAUAUGAAGCACAGACUCUCAGCACAUCGAAGUUUCAUAUUCUUCUCAAGGAACUUGACGUCCAGGUCUUCCAGGACCUUUCUGGUCUUUUGAGGGAUGAGAAAUAUCUCACCUCCGGCGCUUCUUUUGACAUCUCUGUUGCGAUUGCAAGGUCAAACUCCCAGUUUCAGCCAUUCUCUGAUGGAACAGCUCGACCUCGCUGGAUUGAAGGUUCAGUGAUAGCGCUCAAGAGGCUUAAGCCUCCACGAACAAGGCCAGGAAUAAGAGAAUCUACCCAGUUUCCGCGGAUUCAUCGCUCAUUGAUACAUGAGCUCCGAAUUCUGAGUCAUACUUCUCUGCGAAAUCAUAGGAAUCUCAUCAACCUCUUCGGUAUCGCCUGGGAGAGGCACCAGGAUGUCAGCGGCAUUGACUACAUGAGACCUGUGGUUGUACAAUCAUGCGCGACACGAGGAAACCUGCGAGACUAUCUGCGCGCUAAGACGGAUGACAAGGAAUUGCCAUGGCGAACCAAAAUGCUCUUCUGUAAAGAUAUUCUGGAUGGUUUGGUCUUUCUACACGCGAGCAAUGUCAUUCACGGCGAUAUCAAGUGCGACAACAUUCUCCUCGAGGAAGACUCCAAUACACGGCUGGUGGCUAAGCUGACAGAUUUUGGGUUUUCCGUCAUUGUUCCCUUAAGUGUUCGCGGAGCACCAAUUCUGGAGGUCGAAAUGCUGAGUGGGACUGAAGAGUAUAUGGCGCCAGAAGCGUUCAUCGCAAAGCAGAACGGGACUAUGACAUUGUCGACGAGCGUAGCAUUCAGUUCUGACAUCUACGCCUUCGGGCUUACUGCAUGUGAGAUCGCUCUCAACGGUCAAUACGUUUUCUCCGCUGUGUUGAGUCCCAGCGAAGCACCUGAAGUCACCCCAUCGGCGGAUCAAGAUAGUAAAUCAGCGGAGGCCUGGAUCAAGUCCAAGAUAAGAGACAAUGCCGAUGACCUGCUACUUCGUCCCCUCAAAACCCUCAUCGACCAUGUGGAGGGAACGGAUGAGUAUCGGCUUUCCGAGGUGCUUGAUAUGACUUUCAGGCGUCGAGCCGAAGACCGUGCAACGGAUAUCGCCACCAUAAGAGCUGUAAUGGUUGGCUACGAUGAGGAGGCGACUAUUCCCACAGCCGGGAGCCCGGUAUCGCUAGACAAAAGUUCAAACUUGUCUCUCUCCUUUUUGUUCAAACAGAGAUACGAGAUAUUCAACGUCAAUGGGCAGCCUGUCCAGCUCAACGUCCAUGAUGCAUCAAUUCUGCAAGACUUGAAGGUCAAAGCCAGCCCUGCUGUUUCUCUACAGGCCACAAAUAUCCACAAGAUGAAUACGCUGUCACUGAGUGAUGUUGCCUCAGUCUCCUUUUGCGCUUACCAGAUGUUUAUAUGUCAUUUGCACGGCUAUGGCGUACCUUUUGAUUUCGAGACGGCCGUCCAGUACCUCAAAGCUAGCGCUCAUGGAGGCUAUGUGCCAGCUCUCGUGGCUGUUUCGAACUUCCGAGAUCUAAAAGUGGAUCCUCUCUUCGCCAGAAACGACCGUAUUCAAGAUGCACUCGAGGCUCAAGUAUCCAGUGGCCCACGGUUUGGAAUGCUCCUGUGGCUUGUAGCAUGCCGCACCCUCCGCCGUGAUGACCCUGAAGCCUAUCAAAGAAGUUUCCAGAAACUCAAUAGCAGUGGCUACGCUGAACUUGGCGAAGCUCCAGACUGCUACACACAGCUAGAUGCCGAGACCUUUGCAGGUCCAAGUGUCGAAUACCAGUGGAUUGCGCGAGGGACAAUGCCUCUGGUUCUUCGACUCCUGCCCGUCCUUUCCGUCCAAGAGUUCACCAUGGGCUUUGAGAAUGGCUGUUUUCCCAGUGGGGCCGUCAACUACAACAACGAAACUGCCUUGUAUAUGUGCUGCCGUGCUGGCGAAAAGGAGAAAGUGCUUGCGCUCUUGGAUACAUAUGAAUGGGCUCGGACGAAAGUCACAGUUGCCAAUAAGCAGGGCAGGUUUCCAUUGCAUUGGCUGUGGGCAUUUGAGCGAGAUGAUCCGCAAGCGGUGGCCGAAGCUCUCCUAUCCAACGGCGCCGAUGUGGACGCCAUAGACGAGGACGGUUUCAGAGCCAUCGACUAUGCUAUUGUAGCGCUUUGUCCGGAUGUUGUAUCACUCUUGCUAACCAAAAGUGAGGCCAUUUCUGAGAAACUACGGCGCCAGUUCACUGACUAA